AUGGUUCAACAUCAACCUCAAUCUCAGAUGCAAACUAUGCUGCAUGCUCCAGUCUCACCUCCUGGUUUUAACACAUUGCCAGUUUCUGCUCAAACCACCUACUUAUCCAUACCUGCCAUUCCAUAUGGUUUUUCACCAAUCAAUGCCUAUACUAUUACUGAACCUAUACUCCCUAUCACUGGAUUCUAUGCUGGAAGGGGCAAUCCCAGAUUCAAUAAUGGUCAAGGAGGUAGAAUGAACAACUUUGGUGUCAAGAAUGGAGGUUUUGGUUUAAACAACUCAAGUUUCAAUAACUCAGGGUUCAACAAUGGUGGCAACUUUAAUGCUGCAGCUGGAGGAUUUGGUUUUAUCAACAACAAUACUAAUCAGGGAUUUAACAAUGGAGGAGGCAAAACUAAUGGUAAUCCAGUUGCAUGUCAACUUUGUGGAAAGAAUGGACAUGGUGCCAGGACCUGCAGAACACUCUCUAACUAUCCAGGAUUCAACAAUGGUCAGAACUUCAAUAAUAAUGGGGGCUGUCAAUUCUGUGGCAAGAUGAAUCAUACUGUAGAUAGAUGUUAUUACAUAAUUGGUUUUCCAAAUCAACAGCAACAUCAGAAUGAAGAUAAAGAGGUCACUGCCAUGCUUGCUGCAACCACCAAUACACCUCAAUUCUGGCUUGCUGAUACUAGUGCAACUAACCACAUGACAAGCAAUGCUCAAAUGCUCCACAACACUGUGCCCUAUACUGCUUCUGAUUCUGUGUAG
Molecule: messenger RNA, 747 nt
Organism: Rosa chinensis
Lineage: Eukaryota; Viridiplantae; Streptophyta; Magnoliopsida; Rosales; Rosaceae
Product: dr1-associated corepressor homolog
Exons: 1
Coding region: 1-747 (248 amino acids)
Molecular function (GO): zinc ion binding; nucleic acid binding
Source: RefSeq, a predicted model, not a curated record